Messenger RNA from Caretta caretta (loggerhead turtle), 6367 nucleotides. Its product is annotated as sodium- and chloride-dependent betaine transporter. Gene Ontology annotation, biological process: amino acid transport; nitrogen compound transport; sodium ion transmembrane transport. The record is from RefSeq and is a predicted model, not a curated record. Gene Ontology annotation, molecular function: gamma-aminobutyric acid:sodium:chloride symporter activity. Gene Ontology annotation, cellular component: plasma membrane; cell projection. Lineage: Eukaryota; Metazoa; Chordata; Testudines; Cheloniidae.
UGUAGGCACCUUGACUUGCCUCUUCUUUUGUAUAGUGAAUUGCCUGUUGGUGACUCAGUGGGACAGUACUGCACUUCACUGCCUGCGGAGACUUGAGCUGGAUUCAGUUUCCCCUGCUCAGUUGGGCCAUGGAGAGUAAAGCAGCUGUGGAGGCUGAGCCAAAUGGGGGCAUGGUGCUGCUCAAAGAAGAGAAGCCUGAAAUGGAGGCAAGAGGCCAGUGGAGUAAUAAAAUAGAGUUUAUGCUAUCCGUGGCUGGGGAGAUCAUCGGCCUGGGCAAUGUCUGGAGAUUCCCUUAUCUCUGUUACAAAAAUGGAGGUGGUGCCUUCUUCAUCCCCUACCUUAUCUUCCUCUUUAGUUGUGGGAUCCCAGUGUUCUUCCUGGAGACAGCUCUAGGACAGUACACCAGCCAGGGAGGGAUCACUGCCUGGAGGAAGAUCUGCCCUCUCUUUGAAGGAAUUGGAUAUGCCUCACAAGUCAUUGAAUCCUAUCUGAAUAUCUACUACAUCGUCAUCCUAUCUUGGGCUAUCUUCUACCUGUUCAGCUCCUUUACUGCUGUGCUUCCCUGGGCCACCUGUGAUAAUCCUUGGAACUCAGAUUGCUGCGUGGACUUUCUGAAUCACUCUAACUUGGAGAACUGGACAGCGCCUGCUAAUGCCACCUCCCCAGUUACUGAGUUCUGGGAGAAUCGAGUCCUGGGACUCUCAGACGGUAUUCACAAUCUGGGCACUCUGCGCUGGGAGCUGGCUCUCUGCCUCUUGCUCGCCUGGGUCAUCUGCUACUUCUGCAUCUGGAAAGGAGUCAAGUCCACAGGCAAAGUUGUUUACUUCACCGCCACAUUUCCCUACUUGAUGCUUUUUGUCUUGCUGAUUCGAGGGGUCAGCCUGCCUGGUGCUGCUGAGGGGAUCAUGUUCUAUCUGAAGCCAGACAUUUCCAGGCUUGCAGACCCGCAGGUGUGGAUGGAUGCAGGCACUCAGAUCUUCUUCUCUUAUGCUAUCUGCCAGGGGUGCCUGACAGCCUUGGGCAGCUACAAUAAGUACAAUAACAACUGUUACAGGGACUGCUUCAUGCUAUGUUUCCUGAAUAGCGCCACCAGCUUUGUGGCUGGCUUUGCUAUCUUCUCUGUGCUGGGCUUCAUGGCACAAGAACAGGGCGUGCCCAUUUCAGAAGUGGCCGAGUCAGGUCCCGGCCUAGCAUUCAUUGCGUAUCCAAAGGCUGUAACGCUGAUGCCUGGGCCUCAGCUCUGGUCCUGCCUAUUCUUCCUGAUGCUGAUCUUCCUGGGACUGGACAGCCAGUUCGUCUGUGUUGAGAGCCUGGUGACAGCCAUUGUUGACAUUUACCCAGAAGUUCUCCAGAAGAAAGGGCACCGGGAGUUGCUGAUCCUGGCCGUUGCAGUCAUAUGCUACCUGCUUGGCCUGAUGCUAGUCACUGAGGGUGGAAUGUACAUCUUCCAGCUGUUUGAUUAUUAUGCUGCCAGCGGUAUGUGCCUACUAUUCCUGGCCAUUUUUGAAGUCAUCUCUAUUGGCUGGGUGUAUGGUGCAGACCAUUUCUAUGACAACAUCGAGGACAUGAUUGGUUAUCGGCCGUCGCCGCUGAUUAAGAUGUGCUGGAAGGUUGUCACCCCUGGUGUUUGCGUGGUGACCUUCCUAUUUUCACUGAUCAAGUACACUCCCCUCAAAUACAACAACUCCUACAUGUACCCUCCCUGGGGCUAUGCUCUGGGCUGGUUGAUGGCUCUCUCUUCCAUGAUCUGCAUUCCACUCUACGUCAUUUUCAUCCUGCUGAAGACCAGAGGAUCACUAAAGAAGAGGCUAAAGCAACUCACUUCCCCAGCGGAGGACUUGCCUCAGCCAAAGAAGCACCGGGCUAGUGUGUCUGAACCAUGGGAGAGCCCCAAAGCAGAAUACAGGAUCUCAUCCCCGUCAGCCAAGGAAGUGCUCAUAACCACAGAGAAGGAAGCCCACUUGUAAAGAAUAUGGGAAAGGAUUUCGCCUUUGCAUUCUGGAGUGAUUCCCCCUCUCAUUCCUGAGAUGGCUUCUCUUCACACCUGGGACAAUGUACUCUUCAUUUCUCCCCUGCACACCUGAGACAGAGCCAUCCUAGUCAGUGAUUCUGGGACAUCCUUCACCCUCCCCAAGUUUAUCAGGUAGUUAACUACACAGACUUGGGAUGGCAGUUCUUUUGACACCCCCUAGGACGGCUCUCUCCUUUUGCACCUGGGAAAGAGCAAUGUGGCUUCACCAGAGGCGCUUUAGAGCCCUGACACUAAAAAAAGGAACAGUAGAUAUAAAAUAAUGGGGAAAAGAAAUUGCAAGCAGUAGAGAGGUUCAGAAGUAAAGUCAGGAAGGCAAAGGCCCAAAAUGAGGGGGUGUGAGCAAAAGGAACAAGUAAAAUGGUUUAUAAGUACAUGAAAAGCAGGAGGCUGACAUAGGAAAGUGCGCCGGUAAGUCACCUACAUACCAGGGAGAGAGAGCCAAUCACAUACUAAAGAGGCUGCAGUGCUGAGUAGGUAUUUGGCUUCAGCUGUCACUCAAAGGGUGAGUGACAGGUUACUUAACAUAAUCAUAGUUAAUGAGGAAAGGGAGAGACCACAAGGCAGACUCAGGAUGGAACAGGCUGAAGGAUAUCUGGGUAACUCGUGCUAAUUCAAAUUGAAAUGGGCUGGUGAAAUUCAUACUAAAGAGUGUGAGGCUAGCAGAAAGCUGACAAUUCUUUUGGGGAGAGCCUGGAGUGCAGGGGAGGUCCCACAAUACUGGUCGAGAGUAAACAUAGCACAUAGGGGCCAAAAGGGGCUCCAGGAAUUACACACGAGAAGGUUUAAACUGCAUUACCUGCAGCUGGCUAGAAGAAUGAAUAGAAGCCUGAUUCCCUGCUACACUGCACUUUGUGGCAUCAUUUACACCAGGGCAAGUGAUACCACAUCAGAAUGAUAGCCUUUUACACCACUUUGCCCUGGUGUAAAUGACUGCACAAAGUACGAUCAGGCUCAAAACCUGAGCGCUUCCAGGCAAAUACAUGAUAAAUAGUAAGGCGACAAAUAGCCAAGAUGAAUUAAUCAGAAAAAAGUAAUACCAAAGUAUCUUAAUCUCUUUCUUUGACAAGAUAAUGCCCGAAGGGAAUGCAGGGGACUGGAGGUAUUUCAACUUGAAUAAGGCAUUUGAUACAGUUUCACAUGACCGUCUCCUAUGGAUACUGUGAAUUCAAACGGAACAGCUAUAAACUGAAAUGCCAAAAACUACAUAGUUGUAUAUCAAGGCUGCACAGCUAAAAUCACAGGAAAAGCUGAAGCUAAGGGCCCAUCAGCCACAUUACUUCAGCUCCAUGGCAUGAAUAUUGGUAUAUAGACCGUGUGACAUAAUAGCCUAUUAAACUGAAGCACACACUUAACCGGAAAAAGAAGAGCAAAUACUACACACUGUGGGACUGGUUCUCCAUUGCACUGCACUUUGUGAAUAUGUCUACACUGCAGCUGGGAGCGAGGCUCACAGCCCAAGGGGAGAGACCUCAUGCUGGUGGGGCUGAAGCUAGUGCGCUAAAAAGAGCAGUGUGGACAUUGCUGUACUGGCGGAGGCUCAGGCUAGCCAGCCAACCUUGGAUCCUAUUUCAUUCCUGCCCAAGCUUGGCUGGCUAGCCUGAGUCUCUGCCCGUGCAGUAACAUCCACACUGCUAUUUUUAAUGCUCUAGUAUGAGGUCUGUCUGGGAGGUUCACUCCCAGCAACCACGUAGACAUAACCUGUGUAGUCAUCGACACCUGUGCUGAGUGGGCGUAAAACACUAACACUGAUGAAUGUGAGUGGAAAAUCCAUGCCUCUUGUGUGCAAUGCAGUUGCAUUUAUAUUGCCAUUGGGGCCUUAGCUUUUGCUUUUCUUGUGAAUGUCACUGUGCAGCCUUAUUGCUGAAUUAGCAGAGUUUUUUGUGUUUAGUUUCCUUUCUUUUAAAAAAGAAAGAAAGAUUGACUGCUGGUGCAAGUAACAUUUAAAUGGCCCCAGUUAAGUGUCAACAUUCACACUUCAUAGAGAUGAGUGGUUGGAAGAUGUGGAAAUUUGGUUGGAGACAAUUUUUGGCAAGUCCGGGUGGACAGCAGGCCAGCAUCGCAUCUGGGUCAUUGUGAUGGCUGUACUUUUUGCAAUGAAAGCAGGUUUUUGUAAAAAAGAAACUUUAGAAUGUGCAGAAGGCAGGAAAGUUGUGGAAUGGCCUGAAAAUUAUGAGAUCAGUUGUUUCCUGUGUUCGUUAUUUUCUCCUUCCCUUGUGUUUAUACUGAUUUGGCUUUUACUUGCAGGGUUGCUGUGUGUUUCAAUAAGACAAAUGUUCCUCAUACAGGUUGCCCUAACAACAGUCUGAGCGCAGCAGCUGUGGCCAGCCUGGAAGACUGUGCAAAUGUGCAAUGUCAAAGGCAGCAGAGCUUUAUCAGACUGCUAAAAUUUGAGCAGAUGCCCACUGAGCAUGCUCAGAAGUGAACGUUUCAAUUGCUUAUAACGGCUCUAUUGUUAUUUCCACUACUACCUCUCUCCCGCCCCCUCCCAGCGGAGCACAAGUGCUCGCAGGAUUAUCCCUAGGACAGAUUUGUUUUUUAAUUCCAAGUUUUAGGCUUCAGCAGUUUUUCUUGCAUCCUUGCUUGAAAGACUGUGGUACAGUAUUAGAGAGGGUAGCGUGUAUUUUACUCUCUCUCCACUAAUUCAAGUGGCAGAAGGAGAAGGUUGGUUUUGUAGCUCAGGCACUGGGGUGAGACUCAGGCUAUUGGAGUUCACUUCCAGGCUGUGACACAGACUCCUUCUGUGUCCGGGGGGAAGUCACUUAAAAGUCUCUGUGCUUCAUUUUGUAAAAUACUAGGGAUAAUAAUACUUACAAUCUCCCUGGUGUGUUGGGAGGAUAAAUUCAUUCAUGUAUGUGAGGUGCUCAGAUCCAAUGGUGAGGGGGCUGUGGAAACACUUGAUAAAUGAUCAUCUUUGCACAGAGACCAAGGGUCAGAUUCUGAGCUGAGUCUUGUUGGCAUAAGUGUGGGGUUGUAUUAACAGAAAUAUCACCUGUGAGGAAAUGGUUCUUCUCUACUCACCAGUAGGCAGACCUUGGUGCUCCACUUUCAAGUUCAGGCAGCUCUGGUUUAAGAAGUCAGAGGGUGAAAUGAAAAUGAUCUCCUUUGUGUUUUUAAAUAAAAUUUUGAUUUUUUUAUUAAAACCAAAAAGUGUUUAGUUUUUCCUUUUCCCCUUUCCUUCCUUUUUCAUCCUUUAUUUCUCUUUCCCCCUCCUUUUCCCAUUCCAGUGGCAAAAUGGAAAAGAGGAAGGAAAGGAGGUGAAACGGGGGUUAAAAGAGAAACUGAAAAGCCAAACCCCAUAAAUUUUUGCUUAAAAAAAUUCACCAACAUUUUCAAGAAAUAAACAAAAAACCAAAAACAGUUCUUCUAAAACCAAACCAACCCCACAAACAACACACCCAACUUCUAAACUAAAAUGUUAGUGAAAUUUUCAAAAGUGUUUUGUUUGUUUGUUGACCAGAUCUACUUUGUGGCAGUGCUGGAAGGAGUUAACGCCCCAUUUCCCCUGCAUUAGUGGAGAUGGGUACUGAAUCAGAAAAGGGGAUGGGCUUUUAUAGGAUUGGAAAAACUUCCCUCAGCCAGCAUCCUCACACACUCAUCUGUUCAUGGGAGAACUGUUAUGAGGUUACAUCUGGGGUCUUGUCUUCACCAUGAGAAAAAGGUGUGUUCUUAACUCGAGUGAACUAACUCAAGGUAAAAUCCUAGUGUGGACAAAGAAGUCUGUGGUAUUCCCAUGAGCUAGCAGGUUAAGUUAAAAACUAACCUCCCCUAUAGUCUUUACCUAGACCUUCUGACUCGUGUGAAAACUGCAAACUGGCUUGCAUUCACCAGGCUAUUACCAUGUGUUAGUUAUCACCUGUUAGCUGACUUGAGUUAACACCUUUCUUCCUACUGUAAAGAUGGAUCCUGUAAGUCUAGGGACCCAGCUAACAGGGUAUUCUGCAGCAGAAGGCAAGGAUCCAUUGGUAGGGGCAGCAGAGGGAGAGGUGGACACUCAGCUGUACAUUUGACAUAUCCUCUGCUGAAUGUAGGGAGUUCUGAGUCCAUCAGCACAAAUUACUGUGCUCUGCUGUCGGAGGGGACCAUGGAGAGAGAGGAACACAGUGACAGAGCAGGCUGUUUGGUAGGGAUCCACCCAUCAGGAGGCUGGCUACUCCUCAUUUCCAUCCAGUUACUUCAGAAGUGUUGGGGAAAGUGCCCUAAUUUCAGAGUUCGGGGGGAGGGGUGUUUGUUAGCAGUAAGUUCCCUCCUUAAAAGUUGGUUUACAGCACUUGUAUGCACAGAAUACGCCCCCAUGUGCAAUAUUUUUACUUGUUUCUCAUAGACUUGUGUAUAUUU